Messenger RNA from Onychostoma macrolepis, 14483 nucleotides. RefSeq names its product fibrillin 1 (gene fbn1). The coding region runs from base 285 to 8942 and encodes 2885 amino acids. The record is from RefSeq and is a predicted model, not a curated record. NCBI's taxonomy places the organism in Eukaryota, Metazoa, Chordata, Actinopteri, Cypriniformes, Cyprinidae. Gene Ontology annotation, molecular function: calcium ion binding. The transcript is spliced from 67 exons.
UAAAUAAAGACGCCUCCUGACGGAAUUAAUUGACCACAAACCCUCUUUUUAAGGUUUUUGUGAAAGCACCAUGGUAUUAGAUCAGCGCUAGAAUGAUUACCAUGGUAUUUAUACGGUAUUUCAUCUACAUUUACAUUUAGCUGAUGCUUUUAUCCAAAGCGACUUGAAGCAAACCAACAAGAGAGCAAUAAUAUGCACUUUACAGACUUUACUAGUGCAGACUUACUGGAGGAGACUUCUUCUUCAUCUUCUUCAUCAUCUGCUGGAGCGGGAGCGCGCGCAGAAUGAGGCGGCUGCUCGUGCUCGCGGCGGGAAUCUCAGCGCUCGCGUCGCUGUGUGUAUCAGCGCAGACGCUCGACGCAGGCGCAGACAGAGCUGCGCAGACGCUCAACGCAGGCGCAGACAGAGCCGCGGAGCAAACGAGAGCGAACCGAUCGAAGCGACGCGGCGGCGGGCAGGACGUGCUGAAGGGGCCGAAUGUGUGUGGAUCCCGUCAUCAUGCGUACUGCUGUCCCGGAUGGAAGACCUUGACCGGAGGCAACCAGUGCAUCGUCCCGAUUUGUCGCAGCUCCUGCGGAGAUGGCUUCUGCUCCAGACCCAACAUGUGCACCUGUCCGAGUGGCCAGAUCGCUCCCACCUGUGGAUCCAAAUCAGUCCAGAACUGUAACAUCCGCUGCAUGAACGGGGGGACGUGUGCGGAGGAGCAGUGUCUGUGUCAGAAGGGAUACUCCGGAGCUCACUGCGGCCAGCCGGUGUGUGAGUCCGGCUGUCUGAACGGAGGCCGAUGUGUCGCUCCAAACCGCUGCCUGUGUAACUACGGCUUCACUGGAGCUCAGUGUGAGAGAGAUUACAGGACGGGGCCGUGUUUCGCGUCGGUCAGUAACCAGAUGUGUCAGGGUCAGCUGACCGGAAUCGUCUGCACUAAGACGCUGUGCUGUGCGACGGUGGGACGGGCCUGGGGUCAUCCGUGUGAGCAGUGUCCAGCACAACCGCACCCCUGCCGCCGCGGAUUCAUUCCCAACCACCGCUCUGGAGCCUGUCAGGAUGUGGACGAGUGCCAGGCCAUUCCUGGACUCUGUCAGGGGGGAAACUGUGUGAAUACUGUGGGCUCAUUUGAGUGCAAAUGCCCUGCUGGACACAAGUUCAACGAAAUCACACAGAAAUGUGAAGACAUCGACGAGUGCUCUCAGAUCCCGGGCCUGUGCAGUGGAGGUCAGUGCUCCAACACCAUCGGCAGCUAUUUCUGCAGGUGUCCGGUGGGCUUCGACACGGCGCUGGACGGCUCGCGCUGCAUCGACGCUCGGACAGGCUUCUGCUACGGUAACAUCGUGAACGGACGCUGUGCUAAUCUGCUGCCGCAGCGUAUGUCCAAGAGCCAGUGCUGCUGCGAGAACAGAGGAUGCUGGACUGGAUCCACCGUCCCAGAGAUGUGUCCCAUCCGCGGAACAGAGGAGUAUCAGAGACUCUGUCUGUAUGGUCACACGGUUCCUGAUCCAGACAGACCAGAUCUGGGUCCGGGUCCGGGUCCAGGUCCAGGUCCAGGUCCGAUUCUGAUUCCGGGUAUUUUUCCUCAUCCUGGUCCUGGUCCGGGUUUUCCUGAUGACCCACGAGAUCCUUACCCUCGUGAUCCAAUACCUGUGCCGCCCACAUUUGUUGACAUUCCCACCAUCAGACCUGUCAUCCUGCCUCAGAACGUCAGCAUUAGAAACAUGUGCGAGGCGUUUCGUAACCUGUGCAUCAACGGCCGCUGCGUGCCGACGCCGGGCAGCUACCGCUGCGAGUGCAACAUGGGCUACCGGCUGGACGGCCGCGGCGAGUGCAUCGAUGCUAACGAGUGUGAGCAGAACCCUUGUGUGAACGGAGAGUGUGUGAACACACCCGGAUCCUAUUACUGCCAGUGUCCUGCUGGAUUCCAGAGCACGGCCACCAGAACCGAGUGUCGAGAUCUGGAUGAGUGUGUGGCCAACGGUCGCAUCUGCAACAACGGCCGCUGCGUCAACACGGAGGGCAGCUUCCACUGCGUGUGCAACGCCGGCUUCGAGAUCUCCGCUGACGGAAGGAACUGCCAAGACACUGAUGAGUGUUUGAUAAGAAACAUCUGUCUGAAUGGCAUGUGCAUCAAUGAGGACGGCAGCUUCAAGUGCAUCUGCAAACCUGGAUACUUGUUAGAUGGUACUGGACGAUUCUGUGUGGAUGUGGAUGAGUGUGAGGUUCCUGGUAUGUGUAUGAACGGUCACUGCGUCAACACCGAGGGAUCGUUCCGUUGCGAGUGUAUGGCGGGACUCGCUGUGGGGCUCGACGGACGCGUCUGUGUAGACACACACAUGCGCAGCACGUGUUACGGAGGGUAUAAGCGCGGUCAGUGUGUGCGACCGUUCUUCGGUGCCGUCACCAAAUCUGAGUGCUGCUGCGCCAGUGUGGAGUACGCCUACGGAGAGCCAUGCCAGCCAUGCCCACCGCUCAACUCAGCGGAGUUUUCGGCUCUCUGCAGUCACGGCCUAGGAACCACGACUGACGGCAGAGAUAUAAACGAGUGUGCGCUGGAUCCUGAUAUCUGUCAGAACGGUGUGUGUGAGAACAUGCUCCGAACGUACAAGUGUAACUGUAACCUGGGCUUUGAGGUGGACAUCAGCGGGAAGACCUGCGUGGAUGUGGACGAGUGCAUGAUGAACAGUCACCUGUGUGAGAACGGCCUGUGCAGAAACACACCGGGCAGCUAUACCUGCCACUGUCCCAAGGGCUUCAUCUUCCAGCCCCAGACAGAGGUGUGUGAAGACGUGGACGAGUGCUUGAGUAACCCGUGUGUGAACGGCGAGUGUAAGAACAGCGCUGGCUCGUUCGCAUGUCUCUGCUCCACAGGAAGUACAUUGGACAGCUCAGGAACUCUGUGUGUGGAGACCACUAAGGGCACAUGUUGGCUGAAGGUGGUGAAUGGACAGUGUGAGAUUAACAUUAAUGGAGCGACGCUGAAGUCUCAGUGCUGUGCUACGCUGGGGGCGGCCUGGGGCUCACCGUGUGCCAAAUGUGAACCAGAUCCGUCCUGCUCUAAAGGUUACGCACGAGUGAAGGGCACCGUCUGUGAGGAUGUGAACGAGUGUGAUGUGUUUCCCGGCGUCUGCAUCAAUGGGAAGUGUGUGAACACAGACGGGUCGUUCAUCUGCCAGUGUCCCAGCGGGAUGACGGUGGACUCCACUGGAAGGACCUGCGUUGACCUGCGGACGGAGCUGUGUUACCUCACACACAUCGACGAGCGCUGCGGCGCUCCGAUCCCGGGCCGGCACCGUGUGGACGCCUGCUGCUGCUCCGUGGGAGUAGCCUGGGGCCCGGAGUGUGACGAGUGUCCGGAGAAAGGAACGCCCGAUUAUGCCCAGCUCUGCCCUCGGCCCGGAUUCUCCCACCGCGGAGACUUCAUCAACGGCAAACCCUUCCUGAAAGAUAUAAACGAGUGUAAGAUGAUCCACAGCUUGUGCACAAACGGCCGCUGCAGGAACACCAUCGGUAGCUUCCGCUGCAGGUGCGACAGCGGCUUCGCUCUGGACUUUGAUGAAAGGAACUGCACAGAUAUCGACGAGUGCCGCAUCUCUCCUGAUCUGUGCGGUCACGGCACGUGUGUGAACACAGCCGGUGAUUUCCGGUGCGAUUGUUUCACCGGAUACGAGAGCGGGUUCAUGAUGAUGAAGAACUGCAUGGACAUCAACGAGUGCGAGCGAAACCCUUUGCUCUGCAGAGGAGGUGAAUGCAUCAACAGCGAGGGCAGCUUCCACUGCAAGUGUCCAGAGGGCCACGAGAUCGCCCCUGACGGCUCCGCCUGCCUGGAUAUCAAUGAGUGUGAACUGAGUGACAAGCUGUGCAGGAACGGUCAGUGUGUGAACAUGAUCGGACGCUAUCAGUGCUCCUGCAACAUCGGCUACAAAUCCACCGAAGACAGACUCUCGUGCGUUGAUAUCGAUGAAUGCACCAUUGAGAACGGCGGCUGCGAGACGUUCUGCACCAAUUCAGAGGGAAGUUAUGAGUGCAGCUGUCGCCGUGGUUACGCCCUCAUGCCCGACCUCAGGAGCUGCACAGAUAUCGAUGAGUGUGAGGACAGUCCUGACAUCUGUCACGGUGGUCAGUGCACCAACAUCCCCGGGGAAUUCCAGUGCCUGUGUUUUGACGGUUACAUGUCAUCUGAGGAUAUGAAAUCAUGUCUGGAUGUGAACGAGUGUGAGCUGAAUCCAAACAUCUGUCUGAGCGGAAAGUGUGAAAACACCAAGGGCUCGUUCAUCUGUCACUGUGACCUUGGCUUCUCCGUUAGGAAAGGGACGACCGGCUGUACAGAUAUUAACGAGUGUGAGAUCGGUGCUCAUAACUGCGACCGACACGCGACCUGUACGAACACCGCCGGCAGCUUCAGAUGCAGCUGCGCUUCGGGCUGGAUCGGGAACGGGAUCAAAUGCACAGAUCUGGACGAGUGUUCUAACGGGACGCACCUCUGCAGCCCCAGCGCAGACUGCAUGAACACCAUGGGCUCCUACCGCUGCCUGUGCAAAGAGGGCUUCACGGGAGACGGGUUCUACUGUGUCGACACGGAUGAGUGUGCGGAGAAUGUGAAUCUGUGUGAGAACGGACACUGUCUGAACGUCGCCGGUGGAUACCGCUGUGAGUGUGACAUGGGCUUCAUCCCCACCGCAGACGGGAAAGCCUGUGAAGACAUAGACGAGUGCACGUUUGCAGACAUCUGUGUGAACGGCCGCUGUCGCAACAUCCCGGGUCUGUUCCGGUGCCUGUGUGACCCCGGGUACGAGCUGGACCGUAGCGGAGGAAACUGCACAGACGUGAACGAGUGCGCUAACCCCACCACCUGCAUCAGCGGCCUGUGUCUGAACACGCCGGGCAGUCACAUCUGCAGCUGUCCGCCGGACUUCGAGCUCAACCCCACCGGAGUCGGCUGCGUCGACACUCGCUCUGGAAACUGCUACCUGGAUUUGCGAUAUCGCGGCGAUUUCUCCGACAGUCUGGUCUGCUCGACCGAGAUUGGGGUGGGUGUUUCCAAAGCCUCCUGCUGCUGCUCUCUGGGUCAGGCCUGGGGGUCACCCUGCGAGACCUGUCCAUCGCUCAACUCCACGGAGUACAGGAUUCUGUGUCCUGGAGGAGAAGGAUUCCGACCCAAUCCCAUCACUGUGAUAUUAGAGGAUAUCAACGAGUGUCAGGAGCUGCCUGGUCUGUGUCAGGGAGGAAACUGCAUCAACACGUUUGGCAGUUUUCACUGUGAAUGUCCGAAAGGUUUUGCACUCAAUGAAGACACCAGGAUCUGUGAAGAUGUGAAUGAGUGUGAGCGUACCGGCAUCUGUGGUCCGGGUCAGUGUUACAACACCAUUGGGAACUACACUUGCAUCUGCCCUCCGGAGUACAUGCAGAUCAACGGAGGAAACAACUGCAUGGACAUGAGGAAGAGCUUGUGCUACAGGAACUACUACUCUGAUAACGCCACAUGUGAUGGAGAGCUGACCUUCAACAUGACCAAGAAGUUCUGCUGCUGCUCGUAUAACAUCGGCCGGGCCUGGAAUAAACCCUGCGAGCAGUGUCCCGUCCCCAGCACCAAUGAGUUCGCUGUGCUGUGUGGAAGUGAGAGACCUGGAUAUUUCAUUGACAUUUACACCGGUCAAGUCAUUGACAUCGACGAGUGCCGAGAGAUUCCCGGUGUGUGUGAGAACGGUGUGUGUAUCAACAUGAUCGGAAGUUUCCGCUGUGAAUGUCCGAUGGGUUUUGUCUAUAAUGACAAGUUGCUGAUCUGCGAGGAUAUUGACGAGUGUCAGAACGGGCCAGUGUGUCAGCAGAACGCCGUCUGUCUGAACGUUCCUGGAAGUUUCCGCUGCGAGUGUAAACCUGGAUAUCGGCAAACUCCCACCCAGCAGUGUGUCGAUCGUAACGAGUGUGCUGAGAAUCCAAACAUCUGCAGUCCUGGUCAGUGUAUUGACAUGGUGGGUAGUUACCGCUGCAUCUGCCCCAACGGCUUCAAAUCCACACCAGACCUGUGUAUCGAUGUGGACGAGUGCGAGCGUCAGCCAUGUGGAAAUGGAACCUGUAAGAACACUGUGGGUUCCUACAACUGUCUGUGUUACCCAGGAUUCCAGCUGUCACACAACAACGACUGCAUCGACACAGACGAGUGCUCAUCGCUCAGGGGCUUGUGUCGGAAUGGAAACUGCAUCAACACGGUGGGCUCGUUUGUGUGCGUGUGUCUGGACGGGUAUAAACUCUCUCCUGAUGGCCGGAUGUGUGUGGACAUCAACGAGUGUUUGAUCAACCCUGGCACCUGCGGCCCGGGAACGUGCCAGAAUCUGGACGGAUCCUACAGGUGCAUCUGUCCUCCUGGAUACUUCCUGCAGAACGACAGGUGUGAAGAUAUCAACGAAUGUUCUCAGACUGCAGAGAUCUGCAUCUUUGGCAAGUGUGUGAACACGCCGGGCAGCUUCAGGUGCGAGUGUCCGGAGGGAUUCCAGCUGUCCUCGACCGGAAAGAGAUGUGUGGAUAUUCGUGUGAAUUACUGUUACACUAAGUUUGAGAACGGACGCUGUCAGGCUCCGAGGCCCUUGAACACAACUAAAGGCUCCUGCUGCUGCAGCGUGAUGCGGGGUGAGGGAUGGGGCGACCCAUGUGAGAUCUGCCCCUCUCCGGUGGAGGAGGCAUACCAAGCUCUGUGUCCUGCAUCUGGUAAAAUCAUCACUAUAGACGACAUGGCUGUGGAUGUGGACGAGUGUUCAGAAAACCCCGGCAUCUGCAAGAACGGCCACUGCAUCAACACAGACGGGACGUUCCGCUGCGAAUGCCCCUUUGGCUACCAGCUGGACGUCAUGAGGAUCAACUGUGAAGACACGAACGAGUGUGAGCUGGGGAACCCGUGUGGGAACGGCACCUGCACAAACGUGGUGGGAGCGUUUGAGUGCAGCUGUGACGAGGGCUUCGAGCCCGGACCCAUGAUGACCUGUGAAGAUAUCAACGAGUGUUCCCAGAAUCCUCUGCUGUGUGCGUUCCGCUGUGUCAACACGGUGGGCUCGUACGAAUGCAAAUGUCCAGCGGGAUAUGUGCUGAGAGAAGACCGCCGGAUGUGCAAAGAUCAGAACGAGUGCGAGGUGGGUCUGGAUGACUGUGCGUCCAGAGGAAUGACCUGUAAGAAUCUGAUUGGCACGUACAUGUGCAUCUGCUCGCCGGGAUACACCAGACAGCCCAGCGGAGACAGAUGCGUGGAUCUGAACGAAUGCACGGCCAAACCGGGCAUCUGCGAGAACGGCCACUGCGAGAACACGGUGGGCAGUUACCGCUGCGUCUGCGAUCAGGGCUUCAGCCCCAGUCCCAGCAGAACCGAGUGCAUCGAUAACCGUCAGGGCUUCUGCUUCCUGGAGGUUCUGCAGACCAUGUGUCAGAUGAGUUCCAGCAGUCGCGUCAGCGUCAGAAAAUCUGAAUGCUGUUGUGACGGGGGCCGCGGCUGGGGGCCCAACUGUGAGAUCUGCCCGCUGCCCGGGACCACGCACUACAAGAAGAUGUGCCCGCAGGGCCCCGGAUACACCACCGAUGGCCAGGAUAUCGACGAGUGUAAGGUGAUGGGGAAUCUGUGUAAGAACGGCCAGUGUUUGAACACGCUGGGCUCCUUCAGCUGCGUCUGUAAACCCGGAUACACCACCGACAUCAGCAGCACUCAGUGCGUGGAUGUGGACGAGUGCGUUCAGGCUCCGAAACCCUGUAACUUCAUCUGUAAGAACACGGAUGGCGGAUAUCUGUGCUCCUGCCCACGAGGAUACGUGCUGCAGGACGAUGCCAAGAGCUGCCGGGAUCUGGAUGAAUGCGCCACCAAACAACACAACUGUCAGUUCCUGUGUGUCAACACCAUCGGAGGAUUCACCUGCAAAUGCCCACCGGGAUUCACACAACACCACACGGCCUGCAUCGAUAAUAACGAGUGCGCCACUGAACUGGGUCUCUGCGGUCCGAACGGAGUGUGUCAGAACAGCCCUGGCAGCUUCAACUGUGAGUGUCAGAGAGGAUUCUCCCUCGACCCCAACGGACAGCACUGUGAAGACAUGGACGAGUGUGUGGGGAAUCAUCGCUGUCAGCACGGCUGUCAGAAUCUGGUGGGCGGCUACAGAUGCAGCUGUCCACAGGGAUACCUGCAGCACUACCAGUGGAACCAGUGCGUCGAUGAGAACGAGUGCCAGAACAGCCAGAUAUGUGGCGGCGCCUCGUGUCACAACACGCUGGGCAGUUUCCGCUGUCUGUGUCCGACGGGCUUCGCCUUCGAGCAGCAGGUCGGCGGCUGUCAGGACAUCAACGAGUGCAGCUUGACGCAGAACCCCUGCAGCUUCGGCUGCUCCAACACCGACGGAGGAUACCUGUGCGGCUGCCCACCUGGAUACCUGCGCGCCGGACAGGGGCACUGUCUGUCCGGCUCGGGGCUGUCGGCCGGUGGAUCUCCUCUGACUCCCGCCGCUGAUGGAGACGAGAACGAUCUCUCUCCUGAGGCCUGCUACGAGUGUAAGAUCAACGGCUAUCCGAAGAAGGGCCGCAAACGCAGGAACGCCAACGGAACCGAGGAGCUUCAGAACGAUCUGGACUGGGUCAGUCUGGCCAGUGUAGACGUGGACGACACGCUGCAGCUGCGUCUGAAUAUCAGCACACUGAAGAGCAAAGACCACAUCAUCGACUUCGUGCCGGCGCUGUCCACGCUCGCUAACCACGUGCGCUACGCUAUCGACUACGGCAACGACGACGGCCUGUUCCGCAUGAGCCAGAAGGACGGCCUCAGCUACCUGCACCUAUCCAAGAAGAAAGCUCUCCAGCCGGGAGCGUAUUAUUUACAAAUCCGCAGCGUGCCGCAGAACGGCAGCCCAGAGCGGCCCGACACAGACUACCUCAGCGGGCAGCUAGGAGACGCUCUGCACAUGAGCGUCCAGAUCGUCCUGCACUGACGGACACUCGGACAGACUGCAGCAGCCUCGCCCAAAGAGCAGCACGCACCGCAUCAUACGCUCGCAUAACACAUUACUAGGGUUGGGCAUCGUUUGAAUCCUAUCAAUUCCAAUUCGGAUUCUGCUUAUCGAUUCCAAUGUGGUUAAACAAAAGAAAGUCAAACAUUUAGAUAUCAAACUUAUUUAUUCUGUGAAUAUACUUAAUAUCCUUGCAAAACAUUUAAUUGCUGCUGAAUACCAUAAACAAAAAUCAGCCAGCUGCAUAAAAACUGGUCUCAAGCUGCAGAAAAGAGCUGCAUGGCUCUGGAUAAAUUGAGACUUUUUUCUUUUUUUUUUAUGGAGGUUGUAUUUCUCUUACAAUACAAUACAAUACAAAUGUUAUUUCUGUAGCACAUUUAAAACAACUGCCGUUGACCAAAGGGCUUUCCAGCAUCGUUACAUACAGUCACACAAACAAUAUUAAAACCUGAUCACUAAUCAGUUCUAAAAGCUCUACUAAAAAGGUACGAUUUCAAUCUAGACUUAAAAGCAUCCACAGAUGGGGAAGGUUUAAUAUGCAUUGGAAGAGGGUUUCAUAAUCAAGGAGCAGCCACUGAGAAAGCCCUUUGAUUUUAGGAACAUGAAGAACUCGAAGAUCUCAUGUUUCUUCUAUUUUAAUAAAGAAUCAAAAGGUCAACAAUAUAUAUUUUUGGGGCCAUGCAAUGCUUUUAAAAGCAUCAACAAAACCUUAAAUUCAAUUCUAAAUUUGACAUGCAACCAGUGUAAGGAAACCAAGACUGGGGUAAUUCUCUCGAGUCAAAAUCUGGCACAAUUCUGAAGAAAACACAUUAGACGACUAAACAAAAUCUCAUGGAUUUUAUGCAUGGAAUGAUUCAAUGACUCGCUCAAGAUUGACUCGUUUCAUUACUGGACGAAUCAGUGUUUUUGAAUCUCUUGAAUGAAUGAUUCAAAGACAAAUACAUAUUUAACAGCCCCUUUCACCACCAUUAAAAUAAAAGAUGUGCACACAGGAAUUGAUAGGUGGAAUUGAAAUUUUAAUUUUACAGCAAGUAUCCGAUUCUGGAAUUGGAAUUGAUUUUUGAUUCCCAACCCUACAUAUUACACACUCCCACCGCCGCCGCGGAGGAAUGGAUGGAAGUUUCUCGCUCUGGCUCAGUCUAUCGUAUCUUACCGGUGCUAGUCACGUGAGCGCAUAGAUUCCUGCACUGUAAUAACCGACCCACGCCGUCUGCGGCUGCCCGACGCUAGCCUUUCUGUUCUCUGCAACUAUUCUAACAGGGUUUCUGCGGCUCUUACGAAGGCCAGUACAGAGAAAAUGCAAGGAAUAAAUCAAAUGUGACCAUGGACCACAAAACCAGUCAUAAGCUGAAUAAAUAAGUUUUCCAUUGAUGUGUGGUUUGUUAGGAUAGGACCAUAGAUACAACUAUUUGAAAAUCUGGAAUCUGAGGGUGCAAAAAAAUCGAAAUAUUGAGAAAAUCACCUUUAAAUUUGUCCGAAUGAAGUUCUUAGCAAUGCAUAUUACUAAUAAAAAAUUAAUUUAUGGUAGGAAAUUUACAAAAUAUCUUCAUGGAACAUGAUCUUUACUUAAUAUCCCAAUGAUUUUUGGCAUAAAAGAAAAAUGGAUCAUUUUGACCCGUACAAUGUAUUGUUGGCUAUUGGCUACUUAUGACUGCUUUUGUGCUGCAGGGUCACAUAUGAACACAACACAUUAAAACAGUCUCUGAAUGCAAAUGCAUCAGCAACUUGAAAGCAGUUUGAAAAUACAACUUCUAACAGAUCUCCAUCACUUUUUCAUUCAUUAUGCAAAACAAAAACAGCUUAUGUUUUGAAUAUCUGUGCUCAGAAACGCUAAAAUAUGGAAAUAACUGUUACUGUAUCUUCUGAUCACACUGCAAAAAACUGCUGUUCUUCCUCAGUGUUUUGUCUUGUUUUCCAGUGCAAAUGUCCAAAGAUUGUGAAAUCAAAAUACAUUGACUGGAGAAGCAAAAUGAUCAGUGUUGAAGGUGACACAUUACAAGUAAUGCAAAUUACAAUUACUGAUUCGUUUCACUUCUGGUGUGAAAGGGGCUUUACAGUUGCCAAAAAUAUCAUUUUUGUUGUUUUUUUAUAUUAAAAAUAAGCAAGCCAAGCUCAGGUGACAAAAAGUAACAAUGCAUUACUUUACAAAAAAAAAAAUGUUGCAUAAAAAGUAAUGAAAUUAGUAACUUUUUUUAUGGAGUAAUGCAGUAUUGUCAUGCAUUACUUUUAAAAGUAACUUUCCCCAACACUGAAAGUGUCAAAAUAAGUUUUGUUUUCUGAGAAAUUGAUCAAAAUUAAGUAAGUUUAUGAUUAAAGGGGUGUUUACACGGCAUCAUUUUCAACUAAAAACUGAAAACUUAUGCGUUUUAUCCAUUUUGGGAACCUGAAAACAAACUUUUAAAAUGGGUUUCAAAGUGGAAGCAUUUGAAAAUGUCUCUGUGUGAACGACAAAAACACGAAACUUUGUUUUUUAUAAAGUGACAUCACCAAUUACUGGUCUGGCAUGAAUAAUACAGCGUUCAAAAGUUUCAAAAACGCAAUGAAAAACGAACAAAUAUCUUUUGAUGGGCUCAGAAAAAUGAGUAAUUUUCAUUCCUCAUUAGCUCUUUUUCCAUCCAAAGUUUCAAAUUUAACUUGUGCGGGAAAGUAGAAUAUUGCAUAAAACAUUUGUGAAUAAAGCACCAUUUUUGUCCCAUGUGUUCAAGAGAACAAAAUAGUGACUUCCUGAGAAACGGCGCAAAAUAUCAGUAAUAAAAAUGAAAGUUGCUGCAGCAGGGGACACGUGGUUUUUUUCCUAAAUCAUAAAUGACUUGCAUCUCAAAACGCGUGGACGAAAUGCAACGCGAUCUUGCGUUCAGAUGCCUGAUCGUAUGAGAGUUAUGGAGGUGAUUUUCAGAAUUAAAAUAAAAUUUGAGACGGUGUGCGAUGAGGUCAGAGUCCAGAUGUCCAAUCACAUGAUCUGUUGAGGCAAAGUCACAUGACUUUUUUUUGUUGCACAUUAAGGAAUUUAUUCGCUAAACGUGUUUCCAUUGUAGUUUAUGUGCAUGUCUUCGUUUUGGAUAAAAAUGAUCCUCCUCAAUCGAGUGCAUACGUUUUUAAUGCACAUUUUAAGAUUUUAUGUGCAUCUUGGCAUUUCCAUCCAGUGUUUUACGUGAUAUUCCAAAAUUUGCAUAAAAAUAUGUGGAUGGAAACAUAGCUGUUGAAAUUGAUUGGUUCUUGUUUGAUGCAUAAACUCAGAAAAACUCCAGUAAAUGCAUCUUGAUUUAAACAUGUUUAGAUAUUUGUACUGGAAAACAAGACAGAAAUACUGAGGAAGAGAUUCAUUUUUUUGCAGUGCAUGCAGCAUUUAUGAAUUCAAGCCUUUCUGUUCUGAUUCCAGAGCUUUUUAAGCCCUCAGAUCGUGCAAGACAAAUGCAGACCUUUGUAAGACCCGCAGAAACCCUGUCCAUGUAAUUUAAGUGUGUCUAUACUGUAACCGUGUCACUUUUUUACUCGCGAACGCAUUUGUAAACUAGAGGACCCCUGGAACGGAGGGGUUUGUAAUGGUGCUUCUUAUAAUGACCAACUACUUGUAAACUGUGUUUCUGUGACUCGAUCCAUAUGCACUGAGGUCUGACGGCCACACACACCUCCACACACACCUGUGGCCUCCGGCGAUGAGAACGCCGCCUCUGCCGUCUGUACGACCACGUUCUGUUCUGUCUUCACACUCGUGAGGGGGUUAGAUGUACAUUCACAAUAAAAACAUAUUUUUGGUUGUACGGGCGACUCGAGCGCUGGCCUUCUUUCAGAGCGGCCUCAGAAUCACUCGCUCUCGCUCGGUUCCUCUUGGGAAGAUAACGGUUCACUCCAGAGUUUAUAACUGAGCAGCUGACAACGUCGGCAUCGGAUCGUGAUAAUAAUACUGCUGCGUUACAUUUAUUGGUAAUACUGUGGUAUUCUUUAACCCUGGUGUAAAGCUUGACAUAUCAAAUAGCCUUUUUAAAAAUGGAACAGUUGAUAUUACAAGAAAGUUUGUGUUUUUAUGAGCAUCACAUGAUCAGGCUUCUACGGCUCAUAUGUGUCCCUGCAGCACAGAAGCAGUCAUAAGCAGCACAGCUAUAUUUGUAGCAAUAGCCAACAAUACAUUGUAUGGGUCAAAAUUAUACAUUUUUCUUUUAUGCCAAAAAUCAAAGAUCAUGUUCCAUGAAGAUAUUUAGUAAAUUUCCUACCGUAAAUAUAUCAAAACUUAAUUAUUGAUUAGAUGCAUUGCUAAGAACUUAAUUUGGACAACUUUAAAGGAGAUUUUCUCAAUAUUUAGAUUUUUUUGCACCCUCAGAUUCCAGAUUUUCAAAUAGUUGUAUCUCAGACAAAUAUUGUCCGAUCAUAACAAACCAAACAUCAAUUGAAAACUUAUUUAUUUGGUUUUCAGAUGAUGUAUAAAUCUCAAUUUCAAAAAAUCGACCCUUGUGACUGGUUUUGUGGUCCAGGGUCACUUAUAGUCUGAUCUAGUGAGUUUAGGAAACAAAAACAGCUCAAUUUUAAUCAGAGCAAAAAUAGGCGAUAUCAUUGGUUGCUCUAUAUCUCCAGUAAUAUGUCUUAGUAAGAUGAGAUUGAAAUGAUCCAAACAUAUGAUGCAAUGCAAUGCAAUGCUGAUUGAAAGAUGAAGAAAUAAACGCUCCUCAGAAGAUCCUGAUGAUCAGAUUUGAGACGCACUGAUUUUUCAAAAAAUGAUUGAUGGAGAAUCAAGUAAAACCGAGCUGCUUCAGUCCAAGAAAUAUUACUAGUUAUUCUGACAUUUACUUGAUAAAAAUAGAAAUUUGUGAUCAUAUGAUACAGUAAGGUUAAUGUAUUUGACAGGUGUAAUUUCCAUGAAUAUGGUUAAUUCAGCACAGUACUGUAGUAUUACCAUCUGAUACCACCAUAGCACUUCUGUUUUUUAGUAAUGGUAAAGAAAACAAGCAAAACAUCUUAAGUCACCUUUAUUUAUAAAGCGCUUUAUUGUUUUGUGUAUUUGACCUCGACAAAAAUCACACAAAAUGUAGAGGUAAGUCUGUAAAUGAUGUAAAGAUCAAACGUGCCACAAAAGAAAACUCUUUUUGAGCUUUUGUUCAUAACUCAGUCAGAGAUGCAAACAGGUGAGAAGAUUGCGUGACUCGGGGGCAUGCCCUGCACAGUUUAUUUUAAAGAUAUUUGUUUUACAAGCUCAUUUGUAGUUACUUUAAGGUAUUUUUUACAAUAUAUUUUUUAUUACCUUAUAUGUCCAAAACUAAUUUUUCACACAUACAAUUUUUUUUUUUACAAAAAUCAAGAUGGAAUAUGGUCAAAAUCCCAUGUUAUAAAAGAUGAAGUGCUGUUCAGGCUAUUUAAAGCAAUAUUGGCUGAUUAGACGGCAAUGCUGACCUAAAAUGCAAAAUAAUUGCCCUCCUCUCUCUUCAGCGUUCCCACAUCUCAGACCUCAAAUACAUCAAAUAUUACCCUUUUAGACACAGAUUCUGAAGUAAAGAAAAUAUAUGGACCCAAGCAAAUCUCAUUGGUGACCUA